CAGCAUGUAUGUUCUUUCACAUGUCAAGGUUUCGUGAAGCAACAUGAAUAGUUGUGAUAUGGACCAGCCCCGCCGCGCGCAUGUAACGCCAAGAUUCGAGAAAGUGAUCACCAUCCUUUGAGUCGGCGGACAGGAACACAAGAACAUUCAUAUCGCCAACAUGGGUCUUGCCGACUACCUGGCGCAAAACUAUCUAUCCGCCGACAAAUCAUCAAAGGGCAAGAAGCGCAAGAGAAAGAAUGCCGAAGAUGCUGGCCUAAUCAUCGCCGACGACGAUGUCAGCGGCAUGAGCAAAUCACGGAACCGCGACGACGAUGAUGAAGAUACCCCUAUGAUCAUACCCGGAGGCGCCAACAUCAGCAAACGAACAACAACAUGGAAAACUUUUGGAAAGGCUGCUCCCAGCAACAACGAGCAAGCUGCAGCCGAUGCGAUCCUGGCCGACGCCGCUGCCGAGACUCAAGCACGCAAUGCGGAAGAUGAAGAUGCGCCCGCGGUCGUAGGAGAGGACGAAGACAUGGAUUACUCCGGUCCAACAAUGGCGUCAGGUGCAAUGGCAGGUCUGCAGACAGCCGAACAGGUCACAAAGGCCUUGAAGAGGAAGGAGCGCGAGGAGAAGAGGGCAAUGCAAGAGAUGGGUAUGGAUCCCACUGGAAAAGCACAAGAAACUAUCUACCGUGAUGCUUCGGGUCGCAUAAUCAACGUCGCCAUAAAGCGCGCCGAAUUGCGACGUCAAGCCGAUGAGGAAGAACGCAGGAAAGCAGAAGAGGCCGAGAACAGACGAGGUGACGUGCAGAAGAGGGAGAAGGAGGCACGUAUGAAAGAGCUGGAGAAGGCAAAGACCAUGUCACUCAGUCGCUAUGCGGAUGAUCGUCAGCUCAAUGAUGAGCAGAAAGAGCAAGAGCGAUGGAACGACCCAGCAUUGGCUUUCUUGAGCAGAGGCACCACCACAAAGGGAUCCAAGGGCACAAAAGGAAGGAAGAAGACAUACACAGGUGCAUUCGAGCCGAACCGUUAUGGCAUCAAACCAGGAUAUCGAUGGGAUGGCGUGGACCGCAGUAUUGGCUUCGAGAAGAGAUGGUUCGAGGCACGCAACCAACAGCAGAACAUCAAGGACUUGCAAUACGCAUGGCAGAUGGACGAAUAGACGCUUUAUGA
This is a messenger RNA of Aureobasidium pullulans EXF-150, 1158 nucleotides long. Its product is annotated as cell cycle control protein. Gene Ontology annotation, biological process: mRNA splicing, via spliceosome. The record is from RefSeq and is a predicted model, not a curated record. Bases 161 to 1147 code for a protein of 328 amino acids. Lineage: Eukaryota; Fungi; Ascomycota; Dothideomycetes; Dothideales; Saccotheciaceae. Gene Ontology annotation, cellular component: U2-type spliceosomal complex; RES complex. Gene Ontology annotation, molecular function: RNA binding. The transcript has a single exon.